Messenger RNA from Phaedon cochleariae (mustard beetle), 2898 nucleotides. NCBI's taxonomy places the organism in Eukaryota, Metazoa, Arthropoda, Insecta, Coleoptera, Chrysomelidae. The record is from the annotation of a GenBank genome assembly.
AUGGCUAGCAACAGUGGUGUGCAACAGCAACAGCAGUACAUGCAACAGAGCAACAGCCCAUAUCAUUGCAAAGAAUGUGGGAUCUCUUUGAAUUCGGCAGAGUCUUUGGAAGUGCAUUUACAGUACCACAAAGAAAACUUGCUGAAACACUGGGCGAUACAGGCUGCUUCUUCGCAUUCCGAAGAAACCAACAACAAUACCACCAAGGCGAACAUGAAACGUGAGUUAAUUUCUAAUAAUACAGUAGCAGCAGCUGAUAGCUCCGAUUCCAUGCAGAAAAAAAGCCCCGAGUACAGCAGAGCUACUCCAGACACUAUUUUCGGACAUCCUCCGACUCCUCAAAGCUACCAAAGUGCAUCUUCCCCCUAUCAAAAUAACGACAACUCGGCUUUCUCCCCAAACUUCCAAAACUUUCAAAUAAAAACUGAAAGAAAUUCACCGACACCCCAACAACAAUCCCAGUAUCAAACCAGCUAUGCCAACUAUGUCGAACAGCAAUACUUCCCUAUGGAAUCCAGUCAAAACCAACAAUUCAAUCAGGAACCCUUUGUUCACAAAUCUUCCGUGUACAGGUAUCACCCCUACGGCCAACCCCAGAACGGCCCUUACGAGCGACAGUCGCAGGCACAGGUGUCCUCAUCGAGUCCUGCUUACCCUCCGCAACCAACCCCAUCCCCUAGCCCGAAACAAUGCGACAAGUGCGGCUAUGUUUGCGAGUCCGCUUCGCAACUCAUCGAGCAUAUCAAUAUCGCUCACCCUCCUACCCCCGCACCGCAUUUAGUUUCCUACCAGCCCAAUCAGCAUUUCAUGUUUGAACAGCAUCAGAUCAAACAAGAGGAUGCUGCUCAGAGCGAAAUUUUGGACCUUGACUCGCACAAGGUCGUGCAUAAUGUUUACUCUGAGGAAGAAAAACGACAAAACGGUGAUCCCAGCAACCCACAUUCCGUUUCUGCUAUGUUGAAUUCGUGGUCACCACCUCAACAGCAAAAUGCACAGCAGCAGCAGCAACAAAAGAUGUUCCAGCAGCAGGAACAAAGAAUGUUCCCCAACGCCCCCGAACAAAAGAUGUUCCGAACAAACAUUCCAGAUAACAUUCCAGAAACCAAAAUGUUCCAAUCGGAGCAAAAAUUGUUCCAGCCGCAUCAAAUGCACAGCCAAGAGUUCGUUGGCAACGGAGUUACCACCACAACCCAAGAAACCCCCGGAAACGGUAUGAACCAACCACCCCAGGCGUACAGACCGUUCGAGCACAUGACCUCACCCCCGAACGCCUCUGUGAUAUCGAGCACGCAAGUUCCUACCAAUCCAACCCAACCACCAUCAUCAGGAAAAGGCGCCAACUGGAAAUCGAACGAAGCGAGGCGGCCUAAAACCUACAACUGCACGGCUUGUAACAAGUGGUUCACCAGCUCCGGGCACCUGAAGAGGCACUAUAACACGACGCUGCAUAAAAACGCUGUGAAAUCUAGCGGUCAUCCAGACCCGGCUUCCUUACCAAUCAGCGCCCACCACCACCCUGCUAGAGAUAAUUCGUCGAAACACGAAGAUAGGCCACAAUCGAGCAGCUCCGGAGACGAGAUCAGGGGCGAUGAGAGUAACAGCAUGCCCUCGCAAUACGAGAGGCUAGGCGCCAUGCCGGGCCUCCUUCAACAGCCCCCCAAUGGUCCCUACGACCGGCAACCGGCGCCGAAUAUCCACCACACGACGCCCCUGCACUCUCCCAUGCCUCAUUCACCUAUGCCUCAGCACCCCAGUCCGCUGGGCAACCCCCUAGGAAACCCAAAUUUAUCGAACGGGAGUCCCCCAAACGGGGAGGCAGGCCUCUCAACCAACAGCCUAGAUUCGAGGGGCCUGCUGUCGCUCAGUUCGCCGCCAAUCAGUUCGGGCCCUACGCCUCAUGGGUACCAGAUGCCACCCCAGCAUAUGAUGUCAAUGGAGAGCAACCAAUUCCAGAUGUACCCAAACGAGUUGGCCCCCCACGUUACGCAGGCUAUGGCUACCAACAACCUCAAUACUACUGGUGAAUACCAGUUCGGUAUUCAAACACGCCUAGUCGAAGAAAAUCAGCCGCUGCCGAGCUUUGCGCAAAUCCAGGCGCACAGAUUCAGCAUGCUUGGCUAUGAUAUAGCGAACGUGGGGGGUGUGGGGUCGGUAACGGCCCCCUACACUUUCUACUCUGAUGCAACGGAUGCUGCAGAACCUAGGACCCUGAUGAUGUACCGCCCUGGCAGCGAAGAAUACAAGCUGACAGAGCUAAAUGCUCCAGAAUCUCCCCAAGACGAAUUCAUCCUUGGAUAUUCCCCAGCACCUCCAAACAACAAUAAUAAUAACAGCGGAGAAGACCUCAGCAUGAUUUCCUUGAGUUCGGAGAACGACUCCAAAAUCAUGGAAGAAGCCAAAAUGCAGCUGAUGGAGGACAUAAAGCUGAGGUUAGAGGCGCAACCCAAGUCUCCUGAGAAAGCGCACAUCAAGAGGGACUACGAAGAGAACAGCAGUCCCCUGAUAACCUCCACGGUCAUCAACAAACCUGGCUUGCACAAAUGCUACGAUUGUGACAAGAUGUUCAACAAAGCCUGCUACCUCACGCAACACAACAAAACAUUCCACUGCGGGGACAAGCCGUUCAAAUGUACCAGGUGCGGCAAAAGAUUCUCCUGCGAUGUCACCUACCAAGAGCAUCUCUCCAAGCAUGCUGGGGACAAACCGCACAAAUGUGAACUCUGUCCCAAGCAGUUCAACCACAAGACCGAUUUGCGGAGGCAUAUGUGCCUGCAUACGGGCCAGAAGCCAUAUGCCUGCGAUACCUGCGGAAAGGGCUUCAUCAGGAAAGACCACAUGAUGAAGCACUGCGAAACACAUAUGAGGAAGACGCAGUCCAAGGUGGCGGCCAUCCGUUGA